UCGCGCAUCAAAUGGGUUAGAAUAGUACACAUAUUUCUUCUCAUAUCGACCGUACAGCGAGCAGUAUGUUUUGAUCUUGAUUGCAAGAAGAUUUGCACAAAGGACUGCCACAUAGACAAUUAAACCGCGGAGCCUACUUGAAGACCUCAUCCACGAGUCGAGUUCAUCUAAUCCAUUAUCUAUAAACAUGUGCUAAUUAUGAUCGCCUGUCAAACUAUAGGUCAUUACUAAAAUACUGCUGUCCUGGUCUACCCAUCAUGGUGGAUCCGACAGGACAGGCUGUGCAUUCUCAUUAGUACCCGCAUGGCCAUUUGCCUUCAUUCUCUUCCGCACCCAACUUGCCCGCUACGCCGGAUCAGGACGGGACAUAUUAUAUUUGGUACUGCCCCAGGCCGCAGACCCUACCGUACGAGUAUCUGUAUCCUUCACCGGGCUACCAAAUCAGAUGGGGACAGCAGCGGUCGCAGGAUCAUUCAAUUGAUUGGUUGGACACUAGUCGCUUCGGCGAAACGACCUAUCAUGCUUUGGCGCGAGUACGCUGACCUAUAAUGCCCAACGCCGACUUGCCUAAUCUUGUUCCUCUUGACCCUUCGCCCGUCAUUAUGGACUCAAUUAUGUCUCGACCUCUCGUCUCGACGCUGUUCGCUGCCGACGGCUUUCAGCUCGCCUCUCUGUCUGCUCUUUUAGUGACUGUCCUUGUCUUCGUUCGCUUCAGCAAGAGGAAUCCGAGCAAUCCUCAGAACCUACCGCUGCCACCGGGCCCACGGGGUUUGCCUGUCCUCGGAAAUUUGCUUCAGAUUCCCUCUGAACAUUAUUGGCUGAAGUUCGAUGAAUGGAUUCGUGAAUACGGCCCCAUCGUUUCCAUCAACCUCGCGGGCAAGCCCGUUAUUAUCUUGGGAACGCCGAAGGUCGCCGCGGAAUUGUUUGACCGCCGAUCCGCCAUCUACAGUGAUAGACCUCGCUGGGUGCUUGCGUACGAGAUUCUCGCGAAAGGUAUGCAUGCUGGCGUGAUGCCUUAUGGCGAUAAACUUCGUCGAUUCCGCAAGGCCAUUCACGCAGGUCUUCAACCGCGUGCUUUGGCAUCCUACCACCCCAUCGAAGAGCGCGAAGCCCGCAUCUAUCUGAAGGAGGUUUCCAAGAAUCCCACAGACUUCCGUAACAGCGUGAAACGAUUUACUGGUGCUGUAAUCAUGUCGACCACGUACGGUCACACGGUCACCACUUUCAAAGAUGACAAGUUCGUUAGAAGGAUCUUCGCCUCCGCGGCUCGUUUUGCAGGAUCUUUGGCACCGGGUGAAUUCAUGGUCGAUGUCUUCCCUUGGCUGUGGUAUAUUCCGUCUUGGGUACCUGGCGCGGGAUGGAAGAAGAAAGCCGCGAAAUGGGCUCAAGAAGAUCACGAAUUGUUUUCUACCAUGCGUGAGGCUGCUCGGGCGAAUGGUGACAAGCAAAAGUCCUUCAUCUCUGAGGGUCUCUCCAACGCGUACGGCGUCAACGAGGAAGAACUUGCGUAUAUCGGAGGAACCAUCUCCCAGACUCCCGAUACGCUCAUGAGUGUCUCAUCUUGCUUCAUGCUUGCUAUGGUUCGCUGGCCAGAGAUUCAGAAGAGAGCUCAAGCUGAGAUCGACAGUGUGGUGGGCAGAGGUCGUUUCCCUACCUAUGCGGACCAGCCCAAUCUGCCAUACGUUACCGCCGUCGUAAAGGAAACUUGCAGGUGGCGGCCUGUUGCACCCCUUUCAGUUCCUCAUGCUUCGACACAGGAUGAUGUCUACGAAGGCUACUUCAUCCCUGCCGGGACCACAGUCAUCAGCUCUAUCUGGUCCAUCCAUCGCGAUCCGGAGACCUAUCCAGACCCCGAUUCCUUCAACCCCGAACGGUUCAUCGACGAGCACGGCAAUGAGAAGAAUACCAAGGAGAGCAAAGCGUUCGGCCAUCAUCUUUACGGUUUCGGCAGGCGACUCUGCCCCGGCGCAACGAUGGCUGACCAAGCCGUCUGGGUGUUCGCCUCUCACAUUCUUUGGGCUCUCAACCUUGAUCGCGAGAAGGAUGAGUUCGGGAAGGAGAUCGUCCCUGAUGUUAGUCCGCUGAUGUUCACCUCUGGUGGCGAGGCUUCCCACCCUCUCCCAUUCAAGUGCAAGAUUUCGGUCAGGCCUGGUGUGGAUGAUUUCUUGGAUGAAAUAGAGCUGCCUACAGCGAUCUAGAGAUCUAUCUGAGCCUGUUUACCACGGUCUUCAUCCCCGAAUGCUGUAUGUGCGAUUGGAGCUCCGAUUUAUUGUAUUUCGUCCGCCAGUAUAUUGUAGGCUGUUGCUAUUUAUUCUCUUUGUAACGAUGUUUGUCGUAGCACGAGACGAAUGAGCGCACUUGGAAGCC
Messenger RNA from Stereum hirsutum FP-91666 SS1, 2367 nucleotides. RefSeq names its product cytochrome P450. The record is from RefSeq and is a predicted model, not a curated record. The coding region runs from base 549 to 2198 and encodes 549 amino acids. The transcript has 14 exons. NCBI's taxonomy places the organism in Eukaryota, Fungi, Basidiomycota, Agaricomycetes, Russulales, Stereaceae. Gene Ontology annotation, molecular function: iron ion binding; monooxygenase activity; oxidoreductase activity, acting on paired donors, with incorporation or reduction of molecular oxygen.